AUGAGUAGAAGAAGACCUCACGAUGAUGACGAUGGAUACGAGCGCGUUUACAAGAAACGCAGACGCGUAUCAGAAAAUCAGGAGAUUGAGGAUCGCCUCGAGUCUCUUAUUCUGCGAGUGGGUGAAAAGUCUACUUCAUCCCUAGAAAGUAAUUUGGAAGGAUUGGCUUCAGUAUUAGAAGCCGAUUUGGGACUAUUUCGCGGCAAAAUAUUGCGAAUCUUGACUGAGUGUGCGAUUAAGAUGCCAGAAAAGUGCACAAUUUACACGACACUGGUUGGACUUCUGAAUGCAAAGAAUUUCAAUUUCGGUGGAGAAUUCGUCGACUACAUGGUGAAAAAUUUUAAAGAUGCUUUAAAAGCUGGAAAAUGGGACGUGGCGAGAUAUUCACUCAGGUUCUUAGCAGAUUUGGUCAACUGCCAUGUACUUUCUUGUGGAUCCCUAAUGCAAUUAUUCGACAGUAUGCUUGAUGCUGCGAAUGAGGACAGUGUACCUCAAGUCAGACGUGAUUGGUACGUCUUUGCCGUUCUCUCAACACUUCCCUGGGUAGGGAGGGAACUCUACGAAAAGAAGGAGCAGGAAUUGGACCACUUGAUGGUGACAAUAGAGGUUUUCCUGAACAAACGUAGCAAGAAGCAUCAGCCGGCUCUCAGAGUUUGGUCGAGUGACACACCUCAUCCACAAGAAGAAUAUUUGGAUUGCUUGUGGGCACAAGUGAGGAAACUGAGGCAGGAUAAUUGGGCUGAGAAGCACAUUCCGAGACCUUAUCUAGCAUUUGAUUCCAUUUUAUGUGAAGCCUUGCAACACAACUUGCCGACAUUGAUUCCUCCACCUCAUCAUGAAUCGUAUGUGUAUCCUCUGCCGUACGUUGUCUUUCGGAUGUUUGACUACACGGAUUGUCCCGCUGAAGGUCCACUUUUGCCUGGAAGUCAUGCGAUAGAAAGAUUCCUGAUUGAAGAACACUUGAGACAAAUCAUUGAUACUUACUUCUUCGAAAGAAAAGAUUGCGCUGCGCACUUGUUGAACUUCCCAUACAAGCUGAAGAUCCCUCUGGAUUAUUGCAUAGUGGAAGUGAUGUUUGGAGAAUUAUUUAGACUUCCAACAUCAAAGCAUCUCGAGAUUGCCUAUGGCUCGAUUUUAAUCGAGCUUUGUAAACUUCAGCCUUCGACAAUGCCACAGGUAUUGGCUCAAGCAACCGAAAUUCUAUUCCGGCGAAUUGACAGCAUGGCCGCUACAGCUUUCGAUCGGUUUGUCUGGUGGUUUGCUUACCACUUGAGCAACUUCCAGUUUCGUUGGUCGUGGGAAGACUGGGACUCAUGCCUGCAACGGGAGACGGAACAUCCUCGUCCAAAAUUCAUCCGAGAAGUGCUUCUGAAGGCUUUACGGCUGUCGUACUUCCAAAGAAUUCGAGACAUGAUGCCAGAAUCGUAUGGUGAACUGAUACCGGAACCUCCAGAACCGAUUUAUAAGUACACGGCAGAAGGUGCAAAUGCUCUUCCUGGAACAGCGGCUGCUCACGAGCUUGUGGUUGCCAUCAGAAGAAAGUGCACGCCAGAAGAAGUUCUGACUGUCCUCAACACUUUGCCUGGAAUCGGAGAAGAAGAAACAUUUAAUCCGCUCAAGAUUGACGUUUUUGUUCAAACUUUAUUGAAUCUCGGAUCGAAAAGCUUCAGUCACAGUUUCGCUGCCAUCGGCAAAUUCCACUAUGUUUUCAAAGUUCUUGCUGAAACGGAAGAAGCUCAGAUCUGCAUUUUGCGAAACAUGUACGCUCUCUGGAGGAAUCAUUAUCAAAUGAUGGUAGUUUUAACUGAUAAACUUCUGAAAACUGGGAUCAUCGAAUGCAGUGCGAUCGCUAAUUGGAUAUUCUCCAAGGAGAUGGCGUCGGAAUUCACAAAGCUCUACAUUUGGGAGAUUCUUCACUUGACGAUAUUGAAGAAGAACAAGCAUGUCAUCAAAUUGAGCAAAGAACUCGUUGAUGCUCGAGAAAAACUACGAAGAGCAGAAAGCAGGUCUGGAUCUUCUUCAGAAGACGAGGACAACAACAAAGAUAAAAGUGGAGAAAGACCAUCGGAAGAUGUUGUGGAACGCAUGGAAGAAAAACUCGAAGCUGCCCAAGCAGAUCAGAAGAAUCUGUUUCUUAUCAUCUUCCAACGUUUCAUCAUGAUCCUUUCGGAACAUUUGGUUCGCUGCGACACUGAUGGCGUCGAUUAUAACACGCAUUGGUAUCGGUGGACAAUUGGUCGUCUUCAGCAAGUAUUUUUACUGCAUCACGAGCAAGUUCAAAAGUACUCGUCGACAUUGGAAACUCUGCUCUUCACUUCAGAUCUCGAUCCUCAUAUUCUCGACGUUUUCCAUCAAUUCGUCUCACUAAGAGCGUGAAUUAGUUUGUAUCACGUUCUGUCCUUUAAAAGUCGACUGACCAAAACGCUUCUGCAAAAUAAAACUGCAGUUAAGUUGCGUGAUAGCUUUGUUAUCUUUACUAUUUUAUCUGGGCUGCUACGUUUUAUUUGCGAGCUUGGAAGCGAUUUUGGUUCGCACCUUGUAUUUACCGAUGCGAUUCAGUAUCACGAACAAUCACAGUUAUUUUAAAAGAAUUACAUUGAAUUGUCAGCAUCGCAUGAAAUUACGGUCAUCGGUGCAGAUUAUUUAUUUCUUUCGUUGGUCUGCGUUUUGAAAUAUCUUCAAGAAUUUUAAUGUACAAGAUGUAAGUUUCUUUGCAGAUAGGUCAAGUAUUUUCUUGUCUAAUAUAAACUUCGGGUACAUGUUUUUGUAAACGAGAUGAUUUUUUAAUGAAGCUUAGUUUCUUCUUUUUCGUGGUAAGCGUUGCCUUUGAAAUGCAAACAGAUUAAAUGCGAGUUUGUGGCUUGCCAUAUUAGGUAUUAUUGUGCAAAGUACCUACAAAGAAAACAGUAAUUUUCUGAAUAUCUGCAGUCUAUCAUUAAAUUAAACAUUUUUCGACACUUCAUCUGUACAUAUUUAUUCUUAUGUGCAUAUGUAUAUAUGUUUCUUUGUGAAUAAAUUCUUCAUAAACUCAUAUUA
Belonocnema kinseyi is the source of this 3036-nucleotide messenger RNA. It is a transcript of the gene Cbp80, whose product is annotated as nuclear cap-binding protein subunit 1. Lineage: Eukaryota; Metazoa; Arthropoda; Insecta; Hymenoptera; Cynipidae. The transcript is spliced from 9 exons. The coding region runs from base 1 to 2376 and encodes 791 amino acids. The record is from RefSeq and is a predicted model, not a curated record. Gene Ontology annotation, biological process: nuclear-transcribed mRNA catabolic process, nonsense-mediated decay; mRNA export from nucleus. Gene Ontology annotation, cellular component: nuclear cap binding complex; nucleus. Gene Ontology annotation, molecular function: protein binding; mRNA binding; RNA cap binding.